This is a messenger RNA of Fundulus heteroclitus (mummichog), 1940 nucleotides long. RefSeq names its product tRNA-dihydrouridine(20) synthase [NAD(P)+]-like. Gene Ontology annotation, molecular function: tRNA dihydrouridine synthase activity; tRNA binding. Bases 56 to 436 code for a protein of 126 amino acids. Gene Ontology annotation, cellular component: cytoplasm. The record is from RefSeq and is a predicted model, not a curated record. Gene Ontology annotation, biological process: tRNA dihydrouridine synthesis. Lineage: Eukaryota; Metazoa; Chordata; Actinopteri; Cyprinodontiformes; Fundulidae. The transcript has 3 exons.
UCUGGUUUAUCUGUAUGGCUUUAGGAGAGACUAUCCACCACAGAUUACACCCAAGAUGUUCCUGUUGGAGUGGAGCCGCAAAGAGAAGCUUGAGCAGCCACAGUACGAAACGGUGCAGCGCUCUCAGGAUCGAGCAUUUCAGUCAACUGUGACUGUAGCCAAUAAGAAAUACAGAUCAUCCCUCUGGGAGAAAUCAAAGAAGUUUGCAGAACAAGCUGCUGCUAUUGUCUGUCUGCGAGUGCUGGGGGUACCAGAGGGGCGCAUUGGUGAAGAGGAUUCUGGCUUGGUAUGCAAGAGGAAGAGGGAGGGAAAGCCAAAUGGCAGCAGUGAGGAGGGGAGGAGCAAGAAGCUGCAUGUUCACAUCCUGCAGGAAACGGAAACCCAAAAGCCUGCAAUGGGAAUGAACAGUGAUGAGCAAACCCAGCCACAACUCUGAAACAUGCGCUGUGGAUGUUUGACUGAACCAGAGGAGCAAAUAAGAUUCAAGCUUGUUGCACAGCAGCCGUUUACUGGUAAUGUUACAAGGCCUGCAACCUUUCCUGAAAGGAAUACUAAAAUUAGACUGGUUCAACAUUUGCUGAAGUCUUCUAUUUUUUCUGAAUUCUGAAUUUGUUAUCCUGGUGAGAUCAGUCAGCUGGGACAAAGCCAGAUGCUCUUUAUGCUAAUUUUUCAUUAAAUCUUUCAUUUUAAAAUGAAUUAGUUGAGCUAUUUUUUUUCGCUAAAUCUAAUAAAUCCUAAUGCCUUUGCCGUACAGUUAAAAAUGUUUUAAAACUGAUCUGAAAACAAUUUACAUUGAGAUUCAGUUCCUUUUUCUUUGUUUGCUUUCUUGUACUCAUCAAUCACCACUUCUCUAGGCUGUCUGAAGGCAUCUUAUUUGUUCUUUGGGCAUGUUUUUUUCAUGAAACACCAUGAAACACAUUUCAUGGUGCAGAUUUAAAUAUUAUUGUAAAGUACUCUAAUAUCAGUAUAGGACUUGCCUUAAAGGAGCAAGCAUCCUGUUACCUGUCUCUGGCUCAAUAAAAAUAUUAGUUUACCAUUGGGUACAGGACUGGACUCAAUUAAGAAAAAAUAAAAUUCCAGUAAAAAAUUCUGCCUGGAAGUACGUUAUAAAAGAAAUCAAUGGCUCUGGCUUUUGGGUAAAUACUAAACUGCAGAUGCAGCAUGUUUAUCUGUUUUGUCUUACGACACAUGACUUUAAAAAGAUAUUCUUGUUUUACAUUCUGGGUCCAGUAGUUAUCAGAAAUGUGUUUAUAUAUACAGACAUGUACCUAAAACCUGAUUAACAGUUAAUAGCAUGUAAGUUACACAAGGUUCAUUUCAGUUCUUUUUUUUUUGGGGGGGGGGGACAAGCCCAUUAAUAAAAUAAAUUUUGCAAAGACAUUUUAAGCUGUUUUUGGUCCCUUUAUUUUACAGCUUUUAAUUUUUAAUUUUCUAUUUUUGCACCACCUCAUCCACCACUGGCCCGUGCAAGCUUUCCCUUCCCUUACCCUCCCUACCCCACCCACCCAUUGAACCCGUACAGGAACUACUAAAACCGAAACUUGCAAAAAACAGCAGUUUGGCCCUCCCACUCACCUAGCAAGCUAUAUAAAGCUACAUACUGUAAAUAGUGAGCUCCUCUGAUGGUUGGUGAAAAUAUCAGAAAUGUAAUCCUGCAAUUGCAGAAUUCCAGUGUCACUGUGUCUGUUAUAAAUUAAAAAAAUAUAUACUAAUAUCAGUAGAAUACAUAUUUCAUAUUUGAGAAAAACAUUUGUCUUCAAUGAAAGACAAAAGCUGUUAUUUUAGAAAUGUGCAAAUUAGGGCUGCAACUAACAACCUCUCUUUUCCGAAAUUGAACAUUUGGACUUAAAGUGCACAAAACACAUGUUGCUACUUAAGUGUUCUGUUACAAUAUUAUCAGGUAAUAAAUAAUUUUGCUUCUAAUAAAGAAUUUAUGUUGA